UUCCAAGCGAACCUGUCACUGCCACCGAUUCGGGCAAGCCAGCCGAAGUGUGCGCGCAGAGGGGGUGGAAAGGAAGGAAGGCAUCAUCCACUGCCUGCCUGCCAUUGCAGUGCGGCGGCUGCUGCUGCUCUGGAGCCACGCAAGGAGGACUUUUCCUUCCCGGCGCACAUAUUUCGGGGGGAGGGUUGGAGGACGCCACACAGACCGUUGUUUUUGCCAAGAGCGCAGCAAUGGAGGAGACUGUCAUUUGGGAACAGCACACUGUAACACUGCACAGGGCACCAGGGUUCGGCUUCGGGAUAGCCAUAUCAGGAGGCCGAGAUAACCCUCAUUUUCAGAGUGGCGAGACCUCCAUUGUUAUCUCAGAUGUGUUAAAAGGCGGGCCGGCUGAAGGUCUACUACAGGAAAAUGACAGAGUUGUCAUGGUCAAUGCUGUGUCUAUGGAUAAUGUGGAGCAUGCCUAUGCGGUCCAGCAGCUUCGUAAAAGUGGAAAAAUUGCCAAAAUCACAAUCAGACGGAAGAGGAAAGUUCACGUCCCCAUGGGUCGCCUCGGGGAGAGGGAAACCAUGUCCGAGCAUGACGAGGAAGAGGACAGUUACGACGAAGAGAUAUACGAGACGCGGAGUGGACGUAGCGGCGCGUACAGCGGCAUGGGCGGAGCCAUGGGUCGGCGCAGCGGUCGGAGCUGCGGCCGAAGGGACAGGGAACGUGAACGCAGUGGCUCGCGAGAGCGAAGUCUCUCACCGCGGUCGGAUCGCCGCUCACACAACCUGCCUCCUCGCCCCGCCAAGGUCACGCUGGUUAAAUCACGGAAAAAUGAAGCAGAGUAUGGCCUGCGCUUGGCCAGCCACAUUUUCGUCAAGGACAUCUCCCCCGAGAGCCUGGCAGCCAGAGAUGGAAACAUCCAAGAGGGCGAUGUUGUACUGAAGAUCAACGGCACAGUGACCGAGAACCUCUCCUUGAUUGAUGCCAAGAAGCUGAUAGAAAGGUCAAAGGGCAAGCUAAAAAUGGUUGUCCAGAGAGAUGACCGGGCGACCUUGCUGAACAUCCCUGACCUCGAUGACAGCAUUCCUUCAGCCAACGCCUCCGACAGAGACGACAUUUCAGAUAUCCAAUCUCUGGCAUCCGACCAUUCUAAUCGAUCGCACGACAGACUUCGUAGCAGCCGCUCCCGCUCUCCAGACAGACGAUCGGAACCCUCGGACCACUCCAGACACUCGCCACCUCAAGUCAGCAAUGGCAGUCACAGAAGUCGAGAUGAGGAGCGGCUAUCAAAAGGUGCUUCAACACCAGCAAAGCUUUCAGAGGAAAUUCCUCUGCCCAAGCCGAAGGAGCCGGCUCUCACCAGAGAUGACAAACAACUUCCGCCGCUCCCAGAGCCGAAGCCAGUUUACGCUCAGCCUGGACAGCCUGACGUGGACCUGCCUGUCAGCCCAUCCGAUGCCCCUGUGCCGAGUGCUGCCCACGAUGACAGCAUCCUUCGGCCGAGCAUGAAGCUGGUAAAGUUCAAAAAGGGGGAGAGUGUGGGGCUGCGGUUGGCAGGAGGGAACGAUGUUGGCAUCUUUGUUGCCGGCGUGCUGGAGGAUAGCCCAGCUGCAAAGGAGGGCCUCGAGGAGGGUGACCAAAUUCUCAGGGUAAACAACGUCGAUUUUGCAAACAUAAUCCGAGAGGAGGCAGUGCUGUUCCUCCUGGAUCUUCCGAAAGGUGAAGAGGUCACCAUUUUGGCUCAAAAGAAGAAAGAUGUCUAUCGGCGGAUCGUUGAGUCUGAUGUGGGUGACUCCUUUUACAUCCGGACCCACUUUGAGUAUGAGAAGGAAUCUCCAUACGGGUUAAGCUUUAACAAGGGCGAGGUGUUCCGUGUGGUUGAUACCCUCUACAAUGGCAAGCUGGGUUCCUGGCUCGCUAUUCGCAUUGGCAAGAACCACCAGGAGGUGGAGAGGGGGAUCAUCCCCAAUAAAAACAGAGCGGAGCAGCUCUCCAGCGUGCAAUACACACUCCCCAAAACAGCCGGGGGCGACAGGGCGGACUUCUGGAGGUUCCGCGGUCUUCGCAGUUCAAAGAGGAACCUCAGGAAAAGCCGAGAAGAUCUUUCCUCACAGCCGGUUCAAACAAAAUUCCCAGCUUAUGAGAGGGUUGUAUUGAGAGAAGCUGGUUUCCUAAGACCUGUUGUGAUAUUUGGACCUAUUGCCGAUGUAGCACGAGAGAAACUGUCUAGAGAAGAGCCAGAUCUUUUUGAGCUUGCAAAGAGCGAGCCCAGAGAUGCAGGAACAGAUCAGCGCAGUUCAGGAAUUAUUCGUCUUCACACCAUCAAGCAAAUCAUAGAUAGAGACAAACACGCUGUGCUGGACAUCACUCCCAAUGCUGUGGACAGGCUGAACUAUGCUCAGUGGUACCCAAUCGUAGUCUUCCUAAAUCCCGAUAACAAGCAAGGUGUGAAAAACAUGAGGACAAGACUGUGUCCAGAGUCCAGGAAAAGUGCCAGGAAGCUGUAUGAACGAGCCAUCAAACUGCGGAAGAAUAAUCAUCACCUGUUCACCACCACCAUUAACUUGAACAACAUGAAUGACGGUUGGUACGGAGCGCUUAAAGAAACCAUCCAGCAGCAACAAAACCAGCUCGUGUGGGUGUCUGAGGGAAAGGCGGACGGCACCACGGAAGAUGACUUGGAUAUCCACGACGAUCGUCUGUCCUACCUGUCGGCGCCGGGUAGCGAGUACUCCAUGUACAGUACGGACAGCCGCCACACGUCCGACUACGAGGACACGGACACGGAAGGCGGCGCGUACACCGACCAGGAGCUCGAUGAGACCUUGAAUGACGAGGUGGGUCUGCCCACGGAGCCUGCCAUCACGCGGUCUUCCGAACCUGUGAGGGAAGACCCACCUGUCAUUCAGGACACCCCCGGUUACCCCGGAUACCAGCACCCAGUGUCGCCUGACCCAGCGAACCGUAUAGACCCCACUGGCUUCAAGAUGACAUCCCCACAGCAGCAAGAGGAGGCUUCUCUGCCCAUGCCCUCCUUGACCGCAGCGGUGGUAGCGCCCCCUGCUGUUGAGCAGCCUGUACAGCUAGAGGCUUUGCACCUAGAGGAGCCGCCCCAUGCUGCAGCUGCAGCUCCUCAGGCUGACUCACUUAGCAGCCACAGUCCUGCCCCUGAGCUUUUUCAGCCCCCACCACCACCACAUGAACACUACCCACCUGGACCACCUGGUCCAGAACCAAAGAUGUUCAAGAAAGACCUGUAUAAUCUGGAGGAACCUGUGCGAAUGAACCAUGGCCUGAAGCAGUCUCUGAGCUAUACUCACCAGCUCCCGUACCAGGACAAGCAGCCAUACCGGGAAUACGAGCACCCGCCUUACGGUUAUGACGGAAGCGGCUUCACAGAACCAAAGUCUCACAACACUGACUCUCACAUGCACUACGACAACCGUGUGCCUCAUUACAACGAACAGUGGUCGCCCUACGACCAGCAGACCUCACCCUCCCAGCCCCCAGCUUACCAGCCGGGCCACCAGCAACCCAUCGCCUACGCGCCCCGCUCGCCGUACGAGGACGGGCCCGGGAGGGACUACAGCCCGCCACAACCUCGAUACGAAGACGCCCUUCCUGUGGGAUACGAUGGCAGAGCGCGCCACACUAAGUCUAUUCGCUACGAUGACCCGCCUCCACCGCCGCCCCCUGUUGGCUACGAUGCGCGCUCUCCCUAUGAGGCAGACGCUCACAGCUUUCCCAUUAACUCGCCUCGUUCUCCAGAACCGCCAAAGCAGUACUACGGCGAUUCUGGUUUAAGGCCCGCCUACAUUCCCGGUCCACACCGGGGCUUCAAGGCAGGGAUGCACGAGCCUGUGAUGAACUGCGAACCACCAAUCCUCCCUCCUAAAACAGAGGUCGUCACAUCCCCUUGUGAACCAGCAGUCACUCCUGGAUCUAAACCCUUGCCACCCCUCCAACGGGAAGACCUGGAGGAAGACCCGGCCAUGAAACCACAGUCGGUCCUCAACAGAGUAAAGAUGUUUGAAAACAAACGCUCCGUUUCAAUGGACAGGUCAAAGGAAGGAGACUCGUCAGUUCUCAGGCCAGCAGAUGUUCCCAAACCUUCAAGUGCACCUGGUCCAGUGCUCAAGGCAAAUUCGCUCAGCAACCUAGAGCAGGAAAGGUCUUCCUACAGGGCUCCUGAGCCACAGAGGCCUCACACCAAACCGCUCGAUGAUGUAAUGCGUACCAAUCACUAUGACCCGGACGAAGACGAGGAGUACUACAGGAAGCAGUUGUCCUACUUUGAUCGUCGGAGCUUUGACAGCAAAGCCAUGGGCCAACCCAAUCCUGGCAUCAGUCGCUUCCACGAUGUGGCCAAACCAGCUCAACUGUCGUACCCGUACAACAGAGUGGAGUCUGUCGAGAAAGUGAGUCCAGGUGACAAACGAUAUGACCCCCUACCUCAAAUAAGCCCCUCUUCUCAGUAUGGACCCCCUGGCUCUGCCAUCCCACCCAAUACUCUGCCCAAGCUCAUCCCAAGUGAUGUGAACUCCAUAGCCGAGCCACUGAGCUCCCCCAAACCCGACCUGGCAGCUCUCAGACCCGUUAGCAGGGAUGAACCCACACCAAUCGGCUAUCUGCCCCCAAGGGCCCUUCCCGACAAGUCCUCGGUCAACGGCACGGAGACGGCUCCCGCAAAGACCGUCGGUGCUCCCGUUCCCAUCGGUUACAACCGCUACGUCCCUAAGCCGUACACCAGCUCUGCGCGGCCGUUCGAGCGCAAGUUCGAGAGCCCCAAGUUCAACCACAACCUGCUGCCCAAUGACACACAGGUGAAGACGGAGCUCCUCGGCAAGCCCGGCACGGUGAGCAACAGCGGGGGAAAGCUGCAGCUCUCCCCCCAGCCUCUGGACCACGACAGUGGUCUGGACACCUUUACUCGCACCAUGGACAACAGGCCCAAAUACCAGCACAAUAACAUCAACGCCAUCCCCAAAGCCAUUCCUGUAAGCCCCGGCGCACUGGACGAUGACGACGAGGAUGAAGGGCACACGGUGGUGGCCACCGCCAGAGGCAUCUUCAACUGCAACGGUGGGGUCCUAAGCUCCAUCGAGACGGGCGUCAGCAUCAUCAUCCCCCAGGGUGCCAUCCCCGAGAACGUGGAGCAAGAGAUCUACUUCAAGGUGUGCCGCGACAACAGCAUCCUGCCCCCCCUCGACAAGGAGAAAGGAGAAACGCUGCUAAGUCCGCUGGUGAUGUGCGGCCCUCACGGACUCAAGUUCCUGAAGCCGGUGGAGCUGCGCUUACCUCACUGUGCGUCUAUGACCCCUGAUGGUUGGUCUUUUGCUCUAAAAUCCUCCGACUCCUCGUCGGGUGACCCUAAAAACUGGCAGAACAAAUCUCUCCCCGGAGACCCAAACUACCUGGUGGGUGCAAACUGUGUUUCUGUGCUCAUCGACCACUUCUGAAGAAGGCGACAGCUGGUCUGUUCUUGAAUGUGAAAGAAGGUGGCAAGGUGAAUCCACCACUCUCACUUUGUUUACCUGCCUAACCCCUCCAAAAAUGACGAGAGUCCAGCAAUGUCCAGCUGUUGUUGUUAGGGUCAUUUUUCCGGUGCUUUUGAGGCUUGCAAAAAAAAAGAAAAAAAAAAAGAAAAUGGGACUGAAGUGAAAGUGCAUGACGGUGCCACAGACUGAGUAAUCUUAUCUUGACUUUUUUUUGCUACUUUUGUAAAAUGUCAGGGGUCUCACUUAUCAGCGCUGCGUACGCACAAAACAGGGCCUGAAAGAUGCACAUGCAACUUCCUGUGCAACAUUUGUGACCUAUCAAAAAAAGAGAUUUGACAGGUUGAAAGAAUGCAUGUACGACUUUUUUUUGUUGGUGGCCUUCAAAGAUGUUGCUCAAAGGGAAAUCGGAUAAUCAAAUUGCAGGCAGCCUUUGAUAGAUCGUUUCCACAAGCACUCAGCCACCGCUCCCAACUCGGAAGGAAGAAACAAAGGACUCUUUGAACCACCUUUAUUUUUUUUCCGGCUAUAGUAGCAGCAACACUGGCUAGGAAGCUUUUUGGGGUAUUAUUUGAACGCUGCCCCAUGUCCAGCUUGUUUAGAAACAAUACCAUUUCAGUCUUCUUUUUUUUUUUUCCUGUCGUCAUGAUUCACUCAGAAGUUGAAAGAGCUCAAUUGUUCAAUUUGUGUGGUGCUAUUUGGUUGAUUUUGGCCAUGUAAAAGGCAAGACGCACUUGACUUAGGAAAUGUUGGUCGACAUGCACGGAUGGGGUGAUAGGUCAAACUUUUUUCUUGUCUAACGCUAUUUCCAGCUUUUGUGCGAAUGAACCCAUUUCAAAAGAAUCCUACGCACUCUUUGAUAAGUGAGGCCCCAGAUUAGUAAAAAUAAGAAGAUAAAAAUUGGUUAAAUAAUGUCCUUUAAUAUUACUGAGCGUGUUUUUUGGCAAGAUGUUAAAAAAAAAAAAAAAAAAAAAAAAAAACUUCCCAAAGGGCAAAUUCGGCAUCUGUCAAUCCGUUUUGUUUGCAAUCGGUGUGACCGUCAAGAUCCACAAAAUACGCAGACGGAAUCAAGGUUCACAGUUAGCAUCAACGACGCCCUUUUGUUGUGAGCGGGCACUCUCUGUUGAAUUGAAAAGUGAUGUUUUUUUUGUAGCAAAUCUUUUACCAUAGAUAGAAUAGAAUGACUUGAUUUGACAAACUCCUGCUGUCUAGAGAUCUAUGCAUGUGCUAUGACUCAGGUCCAGAUGCCUGCUACCACUUCUACAUAUGAAAAGCCCAUCCAACACUGCGAGCAGUGAUGCCUUAUCUGCAUAGAAAAUUAAACACUUAUACAUAUAUAUACACACACACAUAUAUACAUAUAAUAUAGAAUAUAUUAUAUAUCCAUAUAUAAACGUAUACACAUAUAUACUAUAUAUAUAUAAUAUAAAUUAUCUAUUUUUUAUAUAUGUACAUCUAUAUGUAUGUAUGGGUGUGUAUGUAUAUUUAUACUAUAUAUAUAUAUACACACACACACACACAUAGAGUAUAGUAUAUAUAAAAUCUAUGUAUAUAUACACAUAUUGAGUAUAAUUAUAUAUAUGUAUAAUUAUACAUAUAUAUAUUUAAAAAAACAUACACACAUAUAAGAGAGCAAUCCACAUUGCACCCAACCUGAUGCUCCGGUCACCGUCGACACAAAGUUGUCUCUGCUUUUUUUUUUUCUCUCUCUCUCCUAAACUGAACUUUGAUUCUAGCACACGUAAAGAAUUGAUGCCGAUUAAAACGAAAGGUCUGCUUUUUUUUCCUGCUAUGCAUAUGAAGCGUGACGAGCUGCAGAAAAGGAUGUUGUGGCUGUAUAUAGCGCUAGCAUAUGGCCUUGGUUCUCUGUAAAUUAACUUUUGUACAUCUUUAUUGUUUUAUAUAAAAGAAAAAAUGUUUGUUUAAAAAAAAAAAAAAAAAGAGCGGAAAAGAGAGUGAAGAAGUUACUCUGGUUAUGUUUGUAUUCCGGUUAAAACCCCUGAGCCUUGGAACUGACGUUAGCAGUAAUAAGUCCAACUUUUCUACUUACUGCAUAAGUACACGACAUAAGGCAUUUUUAACUGUAUGAGAAGUUUUUAUUCUUAUUUACAAAACAAAAAUAGACAAGUGCUUGGUUUAAAUGGUUUUAAAAGAUGCGCUCAAAGGGGGUUAGGGGAACGACAACUGGUCCCUUCCUUUAUUUGUGAUACUGGAUGCUUUAGUGUGUGCCCUGAAAUGUAUUUUUGUACUAAUAGACGAUUUAUUAUGGCACAUCACUACUAUUUUCUUUUGAUAUGAUAACACUUCAGUGCUUCAAUGCAACACUAGUUUAUUUCUCCAUGCGAUGAGCAUUUUUUUUUAUUUAUUUGGAUUUUUUUUGUUUAAAACUUUCUCCCCCUCUGCAACACUUUUUUUUUUUUAAACGUAUACCACUGUAUUAAUAAAUAAAUUCCUUUUUGAAGUAAAGUA
Syngnathus typhle (broad-nosed pipefish) is the source of this 7949-nucleotide messenger RNA. It is a transcript of the gene tjp1b, whose product is annotated as tight junction protein 1b. The coding region runs from base 231 to 5444 and encodes 1737 amino acids. The record is from RefSeq and is a predicted model, not a curated record. The transcript is spliced from 28 exons. NCBI's taxonomy places the organism in Eukaryota, Metazoa, Chordata, Actinopteri, Syngnathiformes, Syngnathidae. Gene Ontology annotation, biological process: establishment of endothelial intestinal barrier; positive regulation of blood-brain barrier permeability; cell-cell junction organization. Gene Ontology annotation, molecular function: cell adhesion molecule binding. Gene Ontology annotation, cellular component: bicellular tight junction; plasma membrane.